This is a messenger RNA of Pyrgilauda ruficollis (rufous-necked snowfinch), 1355 nucleotides long. RefSeq names its product mas-related G-protein coupled receptor member H-like. Gene Ontology annotation, biological process: G protein-coupled receptor signaling pathway. NCBI's taxonomy places the organism in Eukaryota, Metazoa, Chordata, Aves, Passeriformes, Passeridae. Gene Ontology annotation, cellular component: membrane. Gene Ontology annotation, molecular function: G protein-coupled receptor activity. The record is from RefSeq and is a predicted model, not a curated record.
GAGAUUUGAUUUCCGACUCUCUCGCCGAGCCUUGCGAAACAACGCAGGACAGGGGACAAACAAAGGAGCCUGUGGGACGGGAGUGGGGAGCUCCUGGUGAUCUGGGCACUUUCUCCUUCAUGUCACUGACCUGCCAGGAGCCGCUUUAGGACAUGGAUCCCAAAGCAGCAAGAGGUACCAGGAAGCGCCGCUGAUCUGCACAGACCCCUUUGCCUGCUGCUGCCCCACAGGGAACAGCCAGGGGCCACAUCCCACUGCCUGCCCAGCAUCCAUCCAUGGAGGUGACCACUGUGUCCUCCCCUGCCAUCUCAUCCACUGAAGGAGAUGAUCUGUGUGAGACAGAUGUCACCAGUGUGGCCAUGCACAGUGUGACACUGCUCAUCUGCCUCUCUGGGCUGGCUGGGAACGGGGCUGUCAAGGUCCUCGGGUUCUGCACCCAGAGGGACACCAUGAAACCCAUCACUGCCUACAUCCUUGACCUGGCCAUCAUCAACUUCCUCUUCCUCAUCCUCAUGGUCCCCUCCACUCUGCUCUUCCUGCUGGAGGAUUUGUCCUGCUCUGCCAUCCUGUCCCCAGCAUACACAAGCUUCCUUUUCCUCCUCUUUGUGAUGUUCUACAGCGUAGGGCUGUACCGGCUGACAGCCAUCAGCGUUGAGAGGUGCAGGUCCAUGCUCUGCCCACGUGGGCUCUUCUGCCACCUUCCCCAGGACCGGUCAUGGGUGGUGGUGAGUGCCGGGCUCUGGGCCCUUUCCAUCACUGUCAUUGCUGCCAUUUCUGCAGCGACUUCCCUGUGCAAGUCACAGGAACACACUCUGGGGGGGGCUCUCAUCUCCCUGUACAUCCUCAGCUUCCUCGUCUUUGCUCCGUCCGUGGUCAUUUCCAGCACAAUCCUCUUCAUUCAUUUCAAGGGAAGCUCCCAGCAGCAGCGAUCCAAGAAUCUUGACAUCAUUGUCUUCCUCGCUGUGCUUCUCACUCUCCCCCUCAGUCUCUGGAAUUUCCUGCAGCAGCUCGGCUACACCGCUGUGUCCCCCCAGGUUGUUCUCCUGUUUGCCUGCAUGCACAGCAGCAUCAACCCCUUCAUCUACUUCUCAGUAACAAAGUGCUGGAGGCGCUGCUCCAUGGAGUCCCUCAGGGAGUGCCUGCAGGAGGUCUCUGAGGAGCCAGAAGAAAGCACUGUCCCCAGUAAUGACACCACCAGGGACAUUGCCCUGGCUCCAGCCACGUUUAUCAUCCUGUGUUCCCCUGAGGAGCACACUGGAGCUGGGCUUUCCUCCUCCCUCCUGGGUCCUAGAAACAUUUGGCCAGGAGGAGCAGGGACACUGCUGGGGUCCCUGGUGAAGCCAGGGAAGGAGUGA